Penicillium bovifimosum is the source of this 1698-nucleotide messenger RNA. Its product is annotated as serine/threonine-protein kinase RIO1. The record is from RefSeq and is a predicted model, not a curated record. Gene Ontology annotation, biological process: maturation of SSU-rRNA. Gene Ontology annotation, cellular component: cytosol; preribosome, small subunit precursor. Gene Ontology annotation, molecular function: ATP binding; protein serine/threonine kinase activity. The coding region runs from base 1 to 1698 and encodes 565 amino acids. The transcript has a single exon. Lineage: Eukaryota; Fungi; Ascomycota; Eurotiomycetes; Eurotiales; Aspergillaceae.
AUGGCUUCAAACAGGGAUAUCAUCCAGACACCUGGCAUCGCCGAUGGCAUCGCGCCGUCGCACACUUACGUGCCCAACGAAGGCUACGUGAACACCGAUAAUGCAGACUCCGCUGAGGCGGGGCAAUAUCUGCCCGAUGACCAGGAAGAGGAUGAGGACGAGGAGUACUACGACGACAUUUUCGACGAAGAAUUGGAUCGCGAAGACAUUCUUUCAUCCGAUAACAGUGAUCUUACCAAAGCCUACAACCGCCAACGCCGAAUCAACGACCUCGCUGCCGAUUCCAAUGCGCCGAGAUGGACCUACCCCAAAACGAACACCCAGAAGCCUACCGUGAAUACAUCUGCGUCCAUCGAUGACCAGGUCAAGUCUCUCACUCGUCAUGCUGCGAAGAUCAAGUUGGACGAUCAGCAGGCUGGCAUUUCAGGCCACAGCGGCAAGGGUGGAGAUAAGGCAGACCGAGCCACGUCGGAACAAGUGCUGGAUCCCCGUACGCGAAUGCUUCUUCUACAGAUGAUCAACAGAGGCCUUGUAUCUGAGAUUCACGGAUGUCUGUCGACCGGAAAGGAAGCCAACGUCUACCAUGCCAUGUCUAUCUCGCAAGAUGAUGAGGAGGCUGCCCCGCUGCACCGUGCGAUCAAGGUUUACAAGACUAGUAUCCUGGUGUUCAAGGAUCGCGAUAAGUACGUGACUGGAGAGUUCCGUUUCCGUCAAGGAUACAACAAGAGUAACAACCGCGCCAUGGUCAAACUCUGGGCCGAGAAGGAGAUGCGAAACCUGCGACGAAUUUAUGCUUCCGGCAUUCCCUGCCCGGAGCCGAUCUUCCUUCGUCUGCACGUUCUCGUCAUGGGAUUCAUCGGUAGCUCUAAGGGUCUGGGCGCACCGCGCCUCAAGGAUGUGGAAUUCAAUAUCCCUGAACCCGAGACUCGCUGGCGUGCUCUGUAUAUGGAAUUGCUGGGCUACAUGCGUGUUAUGUACCAGACCUGUCGUCUGGUGCACGCCGAUCUUAGCGAGUACAACAUCUUGUACCACAAGGAACGUCUCUAUAUCAUCGAUGUCAGUCAAAGUGUUGAGCACGACCACCCGCGCAGUCUGGAAUUCUUGCGCAUGGAUAUCAAGAACGUCAGCGACUUCUUCCGCCGAAAGAACGUAACGGUUCUCUCCGAGCGAACUGUGUACCAAUUUAUCAUCUCCCCCGAAGGGCCGACUGAUGUCACGGCUGGAAACGAGGAGAUGACCAACGCAAUUGAGAAGCUCCUCGUUGCCCGCGAGGAGGGUAACGAUGAGCAGCACGAGGCAGAGGAUGCCGACACUGCUGUGUUCCGUCAACAAUAUAUUCCCCAGACACUAGAGCAAGUGUACGAUGUCGAGCGUGAUGUCGAACGCAUUCGCGAUGGCGAAGGUGCCGAUCUGGUCUACGGAGAUCUGCUGGCUAGCAAAAAGAAGCCCACCGAUGUUGAGGAGGACUCUGAGUCCGAUGCAAGCGGCGGUGUCUCAGUCUCAGGAUCUGAUUCGGAUGAAGAAGAGAUAGAUCCAUUCGCGCCCAAGCCGCCACGCGGAAAGCGUUUCGAAGACAAGGACUCCAAACGCGACCACAAGGCAAAGGUGAAGGAAGAGAAGCGUGAGAAGCGGGCGAACAAGAUGCCGAAGCAUCUGAAGAAGAAACUUAUUUCUACAUCUGCGAGAAAGAAGAGAUGA